AAAAUCAAGCGGAAGCUCGAGAUAGCUACACAAGACCUCGUUAGUGUUCUCAAUCAAAAAGUCGUACCUCCACGCUAUGACAGACCAUUGGAAUUCUUCAUCUAUCUCGAUGAAGCACACACUCUGACACAGGAAGGUGAACUCAGUAGCCCUCCUUCCAGUGCUCUGGACAUUUUUAAUACAGUCUUAGGAUGGCUAGUGGAGUUUCUGUUCUUCACAAUAUACAUAUCCACAACCAAUCUUAAGCCAACAGCUACUAUGCCUUCUAUUUCUGUUUCUUACCCUCAGGCUGUGUCUUGUCAGGAACCCAAUACUCCAUUCACUGAGCUCCCGUUUGACGUUUUUGCACAUGAUGUCAUGGGGUAUCUGCAUGCUCUAGGAGGAGGACAUAUUUUCCUUGAAGACAUGCAUAGUGAACAAUACCUGAGAAAAUUCAGAUGGAACAGCUACUCCAAACUCAUCCAAUCUCACUUGAAGAUUCCCUUUGUCAUCCCUCAAGACAGACAAUCCACGAUUGCUGGAUACCCAUCAGAACCCCUCCUCAUCGAAGCAGCAUCCCAACUAUUCCCAGGAGGUCAACUGGAAACAUACAUCCCCUACACACUCGACAAGGCAGAUUCAGAGGCCUACGGUCAUCCAGUUCCCGUUCUGGUCUUUCUCAACCACAUGUUCAACCAGAAAUGGCAAGACUCCAUCUUGAACAUCUGGCCUGUCGGUGAUGAACACGGACCCCCUCUCCGCGAAGCGUCCAAGGAUGUCUAUGUCAAUUUCACUCAUUUCGCUGAAGCUGGUGACAGCAAGGUCAUCCAGUACCUGCCUCAUAUAAUGCUUCAGUUCUUGAUGUACGGCUGCUGCUCUAUGAACUCUGUUGACUUGAUCACUGUGAUGCACCAUGGUUCUCUCCAGAAUCCUCUCAGCGAUAGCUUGACGUCUCAGCUGGCUUUCCAGAUCCAAGACUGUGCUGAAGAGGUUCCAGUUUUUGGUGGAACCACAGACUGUUACACCAGCUCGAGAGGACCUUCCUGUGCUGUCAUAGUUGGGGAUCAAGGAUAG
Molecule: messenger RNA, 1053 nt
Organism: Desarmillaria tabescens
Lineage: Eukaryota; Fungi; Basidiomycota; Agaricomycetes; Agaricales; Physalacriaceae
Exons: 4
Source: RefSeq, a predicted model, not a curated record